Molecule: messenger RNA, 1535 nt
Organism: Salpingoeca rosetta
Lineage: Eukaryota; Choanoflagellata; Craspedida; Salpingoecidae
Exons: 16
Coding region: 47-1372 (441 amino acids)
Biological process (GO): carbohydrate metabolic process
Molecular function (GO): glycosyltransferase activity
Source: RefSeq, a predicted model, not a curated record
CCACCACGUCCAAUACGAACAAGAAGAACCAGAGAGAGGGAAGAGGAUGCGUGUGCCGCUGGGACGCGUUGUUGUGGUGGCCGUGCUGCUGUGCGCGAUGCUCGCCCUGGCCACCUUCACCCGCUUCAUCAAGUCGGACUGCGCCCAGCAAAUGCAGCUCGCUGUCCAUGACAAAGACGACGAGCUCACUAUGGCUGCACAGAACCUCAACAUAGCACUGGAGGCGAAAGCGUCGCUGGGAGAAGAGGUCGUGCGCCUCACGUCGCAGCUGCAGCAGUCGCAGCAGAAGAAUCAGCAGCUUGAGGCACAAAUGCAAGAACUGAUGAAGCUCCAACGGCGGCUUGCGGAAGACAAGCGGGAGAAACUGCAGCAGCAAAACCCGCCGCCGUGGAAUGCAGUGGCCGCAGCAAACAGCCAACCCAGUCCGAACGACCACAAGCUCGCGCUCGUCAUCCCAUAUCGCAAUGCGCGCAAGGAGCUUGAGCAGUUUGUGCCCCACAUCAAGACCUUCCUCGACAAGCAGUCUGUGCCAUUUGAGGUGAUUGUCGUCGAGCAAGUGGACGACUACCGCUUCAACCGCGGGCUCCUCGCCAACAUCGGCCACCUCAAGGGGGUUGAGCGCGGCUGCGACUACAUGGCACUGCAUGACGUGGAUCUCCUUCCACUCAACGACAACCUCGAUUACCACUUUCCCUCCACCCCACGCCACAUCUCCGCACCGUGGCUGCAUCCAAACUACCACUACAACACGUUCAUCGGCGGGAUUCUCCUGAUGAGCAUGGCACACUUCCGCCUCGUCGAUGGCCUCUCAACCCGAUUCUGGGGGUGGGGCAGGGAGGACGACGAGUUGUACAAGCGGAUUGUGGAGAAGAAACUUCAGAUUGAGCGCCCGCCAAAGGACAUUGGGACCGACACCACAAACACAUUCCUCCACUUGCACGACGACGCAUACAGACCUCGCGACAUGAUGAAGAUUGGAAACCAGUAUUCAGACGGCAAGCAGCGGGACACACACUCCGGGCUGUCAACCACACUGGGCUUGUUUGACCUCAAAUCUGAGCGAGAUGUUGACAUUGAUGGUGUCACCAUCCAUAUGUUCAGCGUUGCGCUGCACUGCAAUGAGGAGGACACACCUUGGUGCGUGACGCCACAGGACUGCCUUCACGGUUAUUACAAGCAAUUCAUCAAAGACGACCCGCAGCAUAGAUGGGUGUGCAAACGCUGUGCAAUCAACUGCUGGCGCGGCUUUGUGCUCGUGGGACACUGCACGGAGACCGAUACGCCCGUGUGCAAGAAGAUUGGACGUGACAUUUCGGAAGAGGAGGCUGCGGAGUGGCCUGAGGGAACCAUCAUCCCGCCCAAACAGAGAUAGCACAGGCAUCUGUAUUUGUCGAUGCUAAAUAUCUAUGCAUGCCUGUGUCCUGCAAAUCUUGCAUGCUCAUGUCUUUCUCUCCACUGCCCAUUGCUAAUGUGUGACAUCCACGCACAGUUGUCUUGUAAUCAGGAACGAAACAAAUAAACACCGCUCACUCACC